This is a messenger RNA of Rotaria socialis, 882 nucleotides long. Lineage: Eukaryota; Metazoa; Rotifera; Eurotatoria; Philodinida; Philodinidae. The record is from the annotation of a GenBank genome assembly.
AUGGAAUGUAGAUUAGUCUUGAACAAUCGCACUGAUGAUGAAAUAACUAGCAAUGAUAUGAGCGGUAGAUUUCAUCAACAAUUGAAGUAUUAUAAGUAUCGUCGCGUUCCAUCAAAGAAUGGGAAAGCAAUUUUCUACCUUUUCUUUCGAAAAGAGGAGGAAACAUACGCUGCUCUUCGAGUAGCAAAAUCAAUAAAAGAAAUAUCACUUGUUAGGUAUUAUCCAUCUAACCCUAUUAAUUCAAAAUCUUCAUUUCGGCCAUUUCCACCACAACAGAUUAUUGAUAUCUGUCGCUACACAUUUAGAAGUCGUUUGGUUAAUUUUGAAAAUGUGAUGAAUACAUCAAUAUCCAUUACAUUACCCAUGAUAGCAACAACCACCACCACCAUUCAAUUUUCUGUUGGUCAUGAACAAAAUAAUGGAUGCAAUUUUCCAUGUGUUCAUUGUGAUCAGCACAAUCUGUUACUAACAAAUGAUAUGAAAAAAGAGAAGAUUAAAAUUAAGAAAGAUGUGAGUGAUGUUAAAGACGAAGUGAUUGACAUUACAGACGAAGUAAUGGCUGUUAAAAACAAAAUGAUUGAUAUUACCGACGAAGUGAUUGAUAUUACAGACGAAGUAAUGGGUGUUAAAAACAAAGUGAUUGAUAUUACAGAUGAGUUUGGUUUUGAUUUUGAAAUGGACAAAAACAUCUUGCAUAAAGAUCCAAAUCUUUAUACAACUUUUUUUUCACCGAUUUCAAAUGCAACAUCUCAAGGUGAAGAAAACAACAAAUCAUCUGAUUCCGAAGAUCAAGACGAAAGUUGUGAUGUUGUUCUUACAAAAUGCCUUACUGAUAUUUCUGAAAUCGUUCAGUAUUUAAAAGAAGGUAUAACAGAUUAUUAG